AUGUCGCCCCCUCUCAACUCCGCCUUCGAGGACGCCAUCCGCGUCACUCCCCAGGGCUCCAACAAGUACAGAGCCUACCUACACCCUGAGUGGUGUAUUGGAACAGUCCCCCAUGGCGGCUACACAACAGCAGUCCUAUACCGCCUUGCAAUCACGCAUUUCGCCCACGCCCAUCCUAAACAAUACUCCAGCUCCGCCAGCCCAAUCUCGCUGCAACUCUCCUUCCUCCGCCGCACCGCCUCCGGAACCGCAAUUUGCGAAGUCGAAGACGUCAAGCUGGGCCUGCGCACCAGCACCAUUCACGUGAAACUGCUCCAGGAAUCCGAGAAGCAUAAGGGCACCUUUGAAGUCAAAGUCGCGGGCUACAUCACGGUCAGUCCGCCGGACGCGGAGGUGGGGAUCAGCGCUGCAACUGGGUGGGUGCCACAGCCAUCUCCGCCGCCUGGAUCCAAGCCCAAUGGGGGGAUCGACUUCGCGGCCCUAGCGCAACGCGGCUCCGACGGCGCCUGGGUGCGCCUCGAACCACCCUUCACCGAAUUCCGGCGCGCCGCCGCGCAGCUAGAGCUAUACGGUCCCGGCAAAGGAGAAGCGCAGCAUCGACGCACGGGAUCGCUGGCUAUAGAUCAAUGGGCGCGCUUCCGGCCCGGCGGGGACUCCAAUGCGCGCUGGACCGACGCGGCGGUUGUGUAUCUGCUCGACAUGUUCCCCAUGGCGCUGGACGGGUUCGAUACUGUCUCUGCGACGGCGGAGGCUAAGGCGCAGGGCACGGAUGUGCCUGAGAACGUGGCAAAGUUCUGGUAUCCGACUGUUACGCUCAAUAUCGAUAUGAAGAAGCGCCUCCCUGCUGAGGGGGUUGAGUGGCUGUAUAGUCGCAUUGUGACGAAGGUGGUGCGCGAUGGACGCACGGAUCUGGAUGUUACGGUGUUGGAUCGCAAUGGGGAGGUUAUUGCGUUGAGUACACAGGUUGGACUGGUUGUUAGUGCGAGUCGGAAUUUGGGGAGUAGGAAGGUACAGCAGAAGCUGUAG
Messenger RNA from Penicillium lagena, 1026 nucleotides. Its product is annotated as thioesterase family protein. The transcript is spliced from 2 exons. The record is from RefSeq and is a predicted model, not a curated record. Lineage: Eukaryota; Fungi; Ascomycota; Eurotiomycetes; Eurotiales; Aspergillaceae. Bases 1 to 1026 code for a protein of 341 amino acids.